Molecule: messenger RNA, 1867 nt
Organism: Rotaria sordida
Lineage: Eukaryota; Metazoa; Rotifera; Eurotatoria; Philodinida; Philodinidae
Source: the annotation of a GenBank genome assembly
AUGAACACUGAGUGUCAUUUGUAUACAUUACCACAAACUGAAUCGGAUGAUAAUAAUGACACAAGUUCGGAUGAAUCUGAUCUCGAAGUGAUAUCGAUCGUUGAUGAAACAGACAAUAUUGCCAUUUCGAUCAAGAAUCAUUUUAAUCUCGAUGAUGAUGAGGAAGAUAACAACAACGAAGGGGCAACUGAUAUUCCACAGUCGAAUUCAGUCUUGAACUCAAAUGAUACUGAACUCGAUGAAGAUCUAAAUGAUCUGAAUGCAGAUAUUGUAUCAACUGAUCAAUCGUCCUUGCUUGCUUCGUUAUCAGCUGUAUCUAACUCGGUGGAAGAGCAUCCAUCAUGCAAGCGUAAACGUCGACAAUGGUCAACUGCAGAGAAGCUACAUGCCGUUGAUAUGCUGGAAAAAGCUGGUGGUAAUAAGUUGCUCACGUCAAAAAAGGAAGGUUGCUCCAGAUAUCAAUUAUCUCAAUGGAUGAAACAAAAAGAAGAUCUUAUUCAACUAUCAAAGCAAAAUCAUGGACGCAAACGAAAACGUCUUCCUGGUGCUGGACACAAGCUACAGUAUCCUGAACUCGACAAAUUGCUUCUUGAGUGGUUCCGGGAACGUCGUACUGCUCCUGCCAUUCAGUCAAAUGUAUCUACCAUGACAACAUCGAUCGUCGUUAAACGAGAAAAAGUAACAUUCAAACAGUUACAACGACGUGGCAAACAACUUUGUAUCGAACUCAAGCAUGAGCAUCCACCAUCGACUAAGUGGCGUGCUAAUACAUGGGGUCCAAAACGUGGUGUUAUGGGCGCCUUCUUACCUCGUGACGUGGUAAACAUGGACGAAAGUCCUCUUAGUUUAUUCGGUGACCAAACAAAAUUAUCAAUCAAUGAUGUGAAUACAGUAAAUGAAAUUGAAGGUCACAUAUCAGACAAACGAUUUUGUACUGUCAUACUAACAGUAUUUGCUGAAGAUAACUCUCGUGUGGGCCCAGUGGUCUUGUUCAAAGGAAAAGGUCAAGUGAGUGACAACGAGAAGAUGCAAUAUGCAUCUAAAGUCAAAGUAUUCUUCACACCAAAAGCAUUCAAUAACCGAUCGUAAGUUAUUCACACAAGACACUUCUCUUCCUUAUCAAAAAUAUGCUGUCCUCUUUUAUACUUUCAGAACAAUGGACAAGUAUAUUAGCUGGUGGUACUCAAAAGUGAACGAUGGACAACCAAAGUUAUUUAUUACGGAUUCAUCGUCUACUCAUUUAAAUGAAGAAACAAUUCGUCUCAUGCGCAAACAACGAGUCGUUAUUGCUGUAAUUCCGAAAGGUUGUACUAUGUACAUCCAAUCAUUAGAUGUUCAUGUUUUUUCUACAUUCAAACACCAUCACUACGAAUGUGCCGAAGAAUGGAUUGAAAAAAAUGGUGGUCGAUCGAAAAUCAAACUAACUGCAGCACAAUCGCGAAUAUUGUGCACUAGACUCGUUUCAUCAGCCUGGUCUCGUACACUGAACAGUAUUGAUCCAAUGGCAUCAUUUCUUGAACUAGGAUACGUGUGGAAUGAUAACAGUUUGGUACGACCUCCAAGCAUACCAGGCUAUUGUUUUGACCCGACCAAUGUCGACUAUUCGACCAACAAAGAUCGAAAUAUAGCUGAUGAUCAACGUAUUGAAGAAGAAGCUUGUAAAGCCACAGAACAGCACAAUCGAAAUCUUGACAAGAAUACAAAGCAAAAGACUCUACUCGAUAUGUGGAAAAAAAAUUAGUCUCUAAUAUGAAAAGAAAAGAAAUUGUCUUUAGUAUGAAAAAAAAAAUUGUAUCUAGUAUGAAAAAAAUAAAUAAAAAUGAAACUUAUUGAAACAUAGGACAUUCUAAAUUUCAGACGUAUUAGA